Caenorhabditis briggsae is the source of this 390-nucleotide messenger RNA. The record is from RefSeq and is a predicted model, not a curated record. The coding region runs from base 1 to 390 and encodes 129 amino acids. Lineage: Eukaryota; Metazoa; Nematoda; Chromadorea; Rhabditida; Rhabditidae. The transcript has 3 exons.
AUGGGCUGGAAUUUCGCAUGCAGUAAUUUUUUUGCUGGGUUAUCAAUCUCUAUUAUGAACAGAUAUUCAACAGCUCUUCGUUUGUUUUAUAGAAUUGAGAUUUUUGGAAAGUUAAAAAUUGAAUUUUCUCGAAAAUUGAAAUUUCAUAUUAUUCUCACUAUUAUUAAUGGACUCGCAACUGUUCUUCUCGUCGGUUAUGGAUCGCUUUUGCCAGAUAUUUAUCAAGAAGACAAAUACUAUGUUUAUGGAUUAUUUGUAGAAAUGGCUGUGCACCUCAUAAUCUACAAAAAAUUCAUGGAAGAAGAAUAUGCCGAUGCCGACGGUGAAGAAGACCAGCCAAUAAACCAAAUUGAGCAAAUGCGCCCUAUUCCAAAUGUUUUUUAUUACUGA